CUUGUGUUAUCUUUAUCAAAUACAUAUUUUAUGUAUAUAUGUAUAUUGGUGGAGUCUGUCUCAUUUCUCGAUUCGAAUCGCUUUAAAUCAUCAAUUCAAGAAACACCCAGAUUGUUUUUUUUUUAUAUUAUUAUUAUUAUUCUAUAUUUCAACAACUUUUAUAAAUCCCAUAUUAAUAUUUGAUUUUUAUAUACAAAUAUACAUAUAAGUAUUAAAAACGGAGAUAUUGUAUAAGGUUUUGAUUGAUUUCAAUAGUUUGAGAUUGAAUUGAAGAACACUAAGAAAUCUAGGAAUGGAAGACAAUACUAGUUGCAAAUUCAAGAGGGUCUGUGUAUUCUGCGGAAGCAAUCCUGGGCACAGAAAAGUCUUCAGCGAUGCUGCUAUUGAUUUGGGGAAUGAACUGGUGAAGAGGAAGAUGGACUUGGUGUAUGGUGGAGGAAGUGUUGGGUUGAUGGGUUCGAUUUCGCAGAGAGUCUAUGAUGGAGGUUGCCAUGUUCUUGGGGUUAUUCCAAAAGCUCUUAUGCCUCUAGAGAUAUCAGGUGAGACUGUUGGAGAAUUAAAAAUUGUUUCAGACAUGCAUGAGCGAAAAGCUGAAAUGGCUAGAGAGGCUGAUGCUUUUAUUGCUCUUCCUGGAGGAUAUGGAACCAUGGAAGAGCUAUUGGAGAUGAUAACAUGGUCACAACUCGGAAUUCAUAAAAAACCAGUUGGUCUGCUAAAUGUUGAUGGAUACUACAACUUUCUGCUCGCAUUAUUCGACAAUGGUGUUAAAGAAGGUUUCAUAAAGCCAUGUGCUCGCGACAUAAUUAUCUCUGCUCCAACUGUCAAGGAGCUUUUAAUGAAGAUGGAGGUAGAGACCCAGCCUAACUGUACUAUUGUUAUUGCAAUAUACUCCUUCCCAUGACCAAGUUGCUCCCCAUGAAAGCUGGAAUAUGGAGCAACUGAGUAAUUAUCCAAGUGGACCGAACUCACAAUAAAUUUGUUGUUUGUGGUAGGUCUCCGACAAUUGAUUCCUGAUGUGAUUCAUCAUCAUUGUUUGAAUUUUGUAUGAGAAUCCGCUCAAAUGGGGCCGCAUAUUGUGCAUUGCUGUUUAUAUUUUUUCUCA
Messenger RNA from Cornus florida, 1102 nucleotides. RefSeq names its product cytokinin riboside 5'-monophosphate phosphoribohydrolase LOG8. Gene Ontology annotation, molecular function: hydrolase activity, hydrolyzing N-glycosyl compounds. The transcript has 7 exons. Bases 293 to 901 code for a protein of 202 amino acids. Lineage: Eukaryota; Viridiplantae; Streptophyta; Magnoliopsida; Cornales; Cornaceae. The record is from RefSeq and is a predicted model, not a curated record. Gene Ontology annotation, cellular component: cytosol; nucleus. Gene Ontology annotation, biological process: cytokinin biosynthetic process.